GUAGGAGAGCAGUGGAGGCAAGAGAGCUGAUGAGAGUGGUCUGAAGCAGAAGGACAACAGUAAAGCAGGGCCUGGAGAGCUGGGAAGGGAGGGGGGAAGGCAGCACUGACUGUGUGUGAUGAACUUAGCUCUGCUAGCCAGAGCUGCCCCCCAGCUGACCCUUCAGAACAGUCUGUGACCCCCAGAGGCAGCUCCUGGAGUGGAGCUGGAAGGAGGAGGUGAGGGGGGUCUCCACAGGACUGUCUCCAGCACAAGUAGGGCAGCGUGUGACUGGGGACGCUGAUCCUGAGCCCUCCAGGUGUCUGGCUGUGGCUGCAGCACAGUCUGUCCUUGCAGAGCUCAUGGUCUGCUACUCCAGACAGACUCAAAGGCAGCUCUUGACUGCUAACUCCCCUUUGGGGGGCAAUUUCAGCUCUUGAUCUCGUUCUUCCUCACCCUUGUUGACAGAGGGAAGAGACAUCAACCCUCUGCUACCUCUUCUAAGAGGGAUGGAGGUGGCAGGAGGCUGCUCCCCACUGCCUGCUGCUUUCAACCAGUAUACAGAGAUAGGAGAUGGACAAGGGCAGCCCUUACAACACUGCAAGCUGUUCUUAGCAGUUGGAGUUGCCUUUAUUUCUAGAAGCACCUCAGUGACCAAGGAACACCCUUGUGUAAAACAGAGCUCUGCAUUUAUUUGUCAGUUGUUUGGGUUUUAUUAUUAUUGUAGUUCAGGACAAAAGGUGGAAAAGGGACCACAUAACAGAUGGUUGAGGUGAUGUCUGACGUUUGGAACGGCAGAGACUUGCGUGAAAAUGCCAGUGCAGGGAAUUAGGAUUGAUGCACAGGGUCUGCCUUGGGGAGAGGACCAAGGGAGUUCUUUGGCACUGUAUCCACUUCUGCUUCUCCAUCAAGUCUGAUAUGUGAGAUGGGUGUGUUCCAUGUGGCUCUGAAACUCCUCUAAUAAAGAACUAUGUUUCCUCCCCGAUCUUCAAGCUGUUGGGUGUUCCUUGCUUUUGGGAGGUGCUUUAAAUCUGACUGCCAGAGCUGUGGGCUGCUAAGAGCAGAAGCUGUCUGCACGAUGCUGAGCUCAGGUCUUUCUCCUCUUUUCCUGUUGCUCACAGCACUGGAGCUGAGCUGGUCCCUGACUGAUGAAGAAAAGAGGAUCAUCUUGGAUGAGCACAAUAAAUACCGCUCGCAGGUCUCUCCUCCUGCUGUGGAUAUGCUGAAGAUGAGCUGGGACACGGAGCUGGAGGCCUUUGCCCAGGCCUAUGCAGAGAAGUGCAUCUGGGACCACAACAAGGAGAGGGGCCGACGGGGGGAAAACCUCUUUGCUAUGGCCCCGAUGCUGGAUCUGGAAUUCGCUGUGGAGGACUGGAAUGCGGAGGAGAAAUUCUACAACCUGACGACUUCCACGUGUGUCUCUGGGCAGAUGUGUGGCCACUACACCCAGGUGGUCUGGGCAAGCACGCACCGCAUUGGCUGUGGGUCAAAGUUUUGUGAGAAGAUUGAAGGAAUUGAAACAGAGGACAUGUACCUGCUUGUCUGCAACUAUUAUCCCCCGGGUAACAUGAAAGGCCGGAAGCCAUACAGGGAAGGACCCUCUUGUUCACAGUGUCCCGAGGACAGAGUCUGUGUCAACUCCUUGUGUGCAGAUGCCUCGAAUGCUGAAGAGCUGGAGACAAACUCAGACCAUGAAGGCAAGCAGCAGCCCACAGCUGGAGCUCCCAGCACCCACAAGGGCCUUUUGCUCUUCCUCCUGCCCUGUGUCAUCCUGGUGGGCCUUCUGCUUUGAACAGACUUUCUCAGCUGUCCCUGCACCCGUCGCCAAGGCUUUCUUCAGCAUGGUUGUCCCACCACCCUGGUAGGCUUGGGAGACACCACGGGCAGUUCAGGUUGACACACUCUCUUCUUCCUCUGGCUCACCCGCUCCAGCCCUGCUGUGCCAAGGGCUACUGGCCAUCACAUGGGCACUCAGUGCCCUUCCUGAGACAGCCCAGGGGCAGAAGGGUGUCUGCCAUCAUGCUAGUGAACUUGGGUACCAAUACUUCUCCCUUCUUCCCAGCCAGCCUGGGCUUCUGCUCUGUUUCCAAUAGGAGACGAUAAGCUCUCGUUGCCCUGUGUGGCCGGCAGGUCCUGCUGCACCACGUCCCAGGGAAACCAGAAUGCCCUGGAAACCCAAAUGGCAAUGGGACAUGGAGGUUGGCUUUGGUAUUUGUUUGGAGGCAAGACACGAUCGUUGCGUCUGAUGUCUGUGUAUCAGGAUGGAUUUCUACCAGAAAUGCUCUCUUUCUCUCCUCGUGUGUCUGUUUGUCUCAAUUUUGGAGAAGUGUCACCUCUUCCUUCCUUGUCCAAAAAUGGCAUUUUUGUCCACAGAAGAGGUUUGUGUUUCCUACUUCUGGGUAGAGCUAUGGCCAGUGUCUAGACGUGCUCCUUCUCCUGCCAUCCCUUUGCAGUCUUUACCCCCUUCCUCACUUCUGCUCCAACAGUUACUCCGUUGUCAUGCCCUUAUUGUACGCGUGUGCCUGCACGUGUGUGCCUGCACAGAAGAAAAACCUCCAGCACAGGAGAGGAGUUACUGCUCCUUUCUUCUGCACGGCUUCCCUCUUUGCAGAUCUUAAGUGUACGACGUAUUUGCAGUUAGAUCCAGAUCCUGGUUGAUGUAUAUAUGUGGGUCCAGGAGGAAAAAUAAUCAGGUCUGCUGGUGCAGUUUCAGCUUGAGAGAGCCAAGUGAAUGACGUUAGAGGGUACCGGUGCUUCCAGGACUUGUUGCAGGAUGGCUUUCAUUCUCUGGAGCACUGUGUGUUGUAUUCCUCCAUGUUUCUGCUCUGUUCACCUGAAGAUUCCCAGCGGGGGGUGUUAAAUGUGGGGCAAGUUUUGCAGCCCAGCAGAAGGGACGAGGAGAUCCAGUUCUUCUCUGGUUGCUGCAUUCUUUGGUUUAUUACAUAGAUGAGGUGGAGAUAAGUCCAAUGUCUGAGUCCUCCUCCUGAUGCUGUGUGCUGUGCAUCUCCAGAGCAUGCACUGAAUAAAUCCUGUUCUGAAA
Lagopus leucura (white-tailed ptarmigan) is the source of this 3019-nucleotide messenger RNA. It is a transcript of the gene PI16, whose product is annotated as peptidase inhibitor 16. The coding region runs from base 950 to 1771 and encodes 273 amino acids. NCBI's taxonomy places the organism in Eukaryota, Metazoa, Chordata, Aves, Galliformes, Phasianidae. Gene Ontology annotation, cellular component: extracellular region. The record is from RefSeq and is a predicted model, not a curated record. The transcript is spliced from 5 exons.